Messenger RNA from Nothobranchius furzeri (turquoise killifish), 2216 nucleotides. RefSeq names its product CDC45 cell division cycle 45 homolog (S. cerevisiae) (gene cdc45). Gene Ontology annotation, biological process: double-strand break repair via break-induced replication; DNA replication initiation; mitotic DNA replication preinitiation complex assembly. Lineage: Eukaryota; Metazoa; Chordata; Actinopteri; Cyprinodontiformes; Nothobranchiidae. The record is from RefSeq and is a predicted model, not a curated record. Gene Ontology annotation, molecular function: DNA replication origin binding; chromatin binding; single-stranded DNA binding. Gene Ontology annotation, cellular component: DNA replication preinitiation complex.
GUGCCAAUUUGUUGUUUGACAAACCUCCAACAAUCACCACGAAGAAGAAAAAGAAGGAAGCAGCUCCUGCUACUUGAUUGGUGGAAAGUGACGUACGGAUUUGGCGCCAAACAAGAACGCGGCGUCCGCAUCCGCGGUGGAGAGAGCUGAAACAAUAACAAAACCAGUUUAAGGGCUUUUAAACAGUUUUAUCAGGCUCGUCUGUGCUUUUAACGUAUUUAUUCCGCUCGAGAAAAUGUUUGUCACGGACAUAAGAAAGGAUUUUUACGAAGUUGUGGCCAACCAGAGAGUCGCCCUCCUGGUUGCAGCGGACAUCGAUGCUCUCUGCGCCUGUAAGAUACUACAGGCGCUGUUUCAUUGCGACCACAUUCAGUACACCCUGGUGCCGGUGAUCGGCUGGCAGGAUCUCUCCACCGCCUUCCUUGAACACAAAGAGCAGUUUCGAUACUUUGUUCUCAUCAACUGCGGGGCGAAUGUUGACCUCCUUGAGAUGCUGCAGCCAGAUGAUGACUCCAUCUUCUUCAUCUGUGAUACUCACCGUCCCGUGGACGUGGUUAAUGUCUAUAACGACACUCAGAUUAAACUGCUAAUCAAACAGGACGACGAUCUGGGCGUGCCGUCGUACGACGACAUCUUUCGAGACGACGAGGAGGAAGAUGACGGCUCUGGAAACGACAGCGACGAAGGCUCAGAGCCGUCCGGAAAGCGGAGGAGGUUUGAUGAAGGGGCGAUUGAGAGGAGAAUUGAAAGGCAGAGAGCGAGGAGGGAGUGGGAGGCACGGAGGAGGGAAAUCUUGUUCGACUAUGAACAGUUCGAGUUCCACGGGACCUCUGCUGCGAUGAUGUUUUUCGAGCUCGCCUGGGUUCUAACGAAAGACACCAAGGACAUGCUCUGGUGGGCCAUCAUCGGGCUGACGGACCAGCAGAUUCACGACAAGAUCACACACAUGAAAUACGUAACAGAUGUCGCAACGAUGCAGCGGCAUGUUUCCCGACAUAACCACCGAAAUGAGGACGAGGAGAACUCUUUAUCCAUCGACUGCAUGAGGAUCUCCUUUGAAUACGACCUGCGUCUCAGCCUCUACCAGCACUGGUCUCUGUAUGAGAGCAUCUGUAAUUCUUGCUACACCUCCAGUAGCUUUAAGCUUUGGACUUUAAACGGCCAGAAGAAACUGCGAGAGUUCUUGGCUGAUAUGGGGUUACCUCUGAAACAAGUGAAACAAAAAUAUACAUCCAUGGACAUGUCGAUAAAGGAGAACCUAAGAGACGUCAUUGAAGAGUCCUCUAAUAAAUUUGGAAUGAAGGAAAUUCGGAUCCAGACGUUCGGCGUUCACUUUGGCUUUCAGAACCGUUUCCUGGCUAGCGACAUGGUACAUGCAACCGCUGCCUUGCUGGAGAGCACGGAGAAAGAAGAGAGCGAUAUUGCCCACAACUUCAUCAAAGCUCUUGAUUCCCUUUCAAGGGGCAACCUGGAUUGUCUCCAUGUUGGCAUCGAUCAUGCUAAGAGGAAGCUUCUUGCCAUCCAGCAGACCGUGGCCAGCUGCAUCUGUACCAACCUCAUCCUGUCACAGGGACCCUUCCUCUACUGUUACCUCAUGGAGGGAACACCUGAUGUGAAGCUGUUUUCUAAGCCCCUGGCCCUAACUCUGCUCUGCAAGUACCUGCUGAAGGCUUUUGUCCACUCAACGAGAAACAAACGCUGCAAGCUGCUUCCUCUCAUCAUGGCCGCUCCCAAGGACGUUGAGAAGGGAACGGUCAUUGUUGCAGGAAUCCCACCAGAGUCCGAGACGUCCGACAAAAAAAAUUUCUUUGGUCGAGCGUUUGAGAAAGCUGCAGAGAGCACCAGCUCCAGAACCCUGCAUGAUCACUUCGACACUUCAAUAAUCGAACUGAAGACGGAGGACAGGAGCAAGUUUCUGGAUGCUCUCAUCACUCUGCUGUCGUAAAAAGAAAAACGUCUGCUGAAGAGAUCUCAAGUGAGGUGAACAAGCUGGUUGAGUCAGACGUUUAGGGUGCCACUCAAAUAUUUCAAGCAUCCGGGGCAUUUCUAGAUGGAUUUUUAAGGGUUGUCCUUUGUUUUGUAUGCAUAUUGUACAGAGUAUUUUUUUUUUUUGUGAGUGUGUUUUACAAUUUCUCUGUCAUUCAUCCCUAUAGUUGUGUGUAGUUCACAUCAAAUCAUAUUUUAAACAUGUUUAAUAAAGAUUUUAUUUGAUUUAA